CACCGAUUCGGAAGCAGGCUCCAGGCUCCGAGCUGUCAGCACAGAGCCGGAUGUGGGUUUCAAACUCAUGAACUGGGAGAUCAUGACCUGAGCUGAGGUCUGACGCUUAACUGACUGAGCCACGCAGGCGCCCCGGAUUAAGGCCCCAUCGUAACGUGAUCGUCCGCAGAGACCCUAUCUCGAGUUCCGUCACAUUCACAGAUCCCGGGUGUCAGCUGUGGACCGGCCCUCUUGGAGCCACGAUCGCACCGGACGGUGAGGAGCAGGGGAGGAGGACCCAGGAAGGAGGUGCGUGGCCGGGCCCCAGGUCGCUGUUUCUACGUGGGUUUGGCCGGGCUGGUGUCUCCUCCGCUCCCGAGUGGGACUGUCCAACACUCCACCACCUUCUGGAGGUCUUGGGCCCACAGCGCUGCGGACAGACUCAGCAUGCAGGGCCCUGAUGGACGAGGUGGAGUAUGACGUCACCAAGGCUCGGCAGAAGACGACCAAGGUGGGCUCCUUCCGAAUAAAUCCUGACGGGACGCAGGAGAGGAGAAAGACCCCCCUAGCCCACUCGGAGGUUUUCCUAACAGACCUGUUGGACCAAGUGUGCGAGCGGAUGAACCACUACCAGCUGGAAGAAGAUUCCGUGACUCGGGAGAAGAAGUUUAAGAGAUUUGCUCCAAGGAAAGGAGACAGAAUAUACAAAGAAUUUAAAAAAUUCCAUUUUUAUUCUGAUGCUUACAGACCUUUGAAAUUCGCGUGCGAAGCUAUUAUAGAGGAGCAUGAAGACGAGAUAUUCUCACUUAUCGCCCAGGAGGCACACGACCUCGCUGACAAGCUGUGCAGUGAGAAAGCAGAUCUCUGUGGAGCCUCUGCUAACCUCGCGGAGCUCCUGGAUGGCACCUCUACUGGUUACUGAGGAGGAAAGUCACAGCCCACAGGUCAACGUCCGUGUUCCUAUCUUCACGUUUCCUCACAAAAACAAAGUUCACGUGUCUCGUUUAUACGGUGUUGUCGCACGUGUGACAUUGUGUUGAAAAUCUGUUGUUUGGUGUCGCGACAGACCCGAUUCUUUGGAUAGGGGAAGUUGAGGACUGCAUGAAACAAAUUACCCUUGUGGAUUCGGAUACAGACAGGGUCAGGAGUGAAGCGUUUAAGUGCCCAGGAAGAAAAAACGGAAGGCAUUUCAUAAAUGAAAUAAAGAUUUGAUAACAUACACAAUAUCUUAUGCGCGUCUACAAGUAUAAUGUUCUAGUUGAUGAGAAAGAGCAUGAUUUGAGUUCUUAAAUGCUUGAUUGGUCAUGAAGGCAAGAAAAUAUAUUGCCACAAAUUCCAGAUUAUGUCUUCUGGGUUCUAUAGGGUGAUCGAUUAAAGACACAAACUUUCUUUCCAUCAGGAAGGAGAUACAAAGUUCCAGAAACCUUCAGUUUAAAAACGUAUUAAUCUCUAAAAUGUAACGGAAUGUGUGAAAAAAUAAUGAACGCUUUUCUCGCAAGCAAUAUGGUGGCCUUUCUUCCGCAUACCUUGUUAAUCCAGAUGAGUCAGAAAGUCACUGUACUGUUAUCUUGUGUGUUCCUCAAAGAUGGCACCAGUGACCGUGUUUUGUUCUGCCGCAAACUCUGUUGUGCGUGUGCGUCUCUGAAAAGACUUUCAGCUAACGCUUAGUGUGUGUAUUUUACCACUAACUAAUCUAUUGUCCUCCCAUUUGGGUGUGUUUGUAGGUGUGGAGACAGAGGGGAGGUGGGACCGGAUGAAAAAUUACUUUUGACCCCACUGAAUACCAGAACGUAGUCGUCCUAGUGCUAGGCUUGGAUAUUUCAUUGUCUUCGUUAAACCUACAGUCAGUGACAUCUGACUGUAAUCGUUGCCGAUCCCGGGGCAUAUUGUAUGCCUUAUUCUGAAGAAGAGAUGCUCAUUGUUGGUGGUGAGAAUUUACUAGGCAGGGUGACAUAAAGUCUGCCCCCAGAGAGCAAAAACCGUC
Messenger RNA from Neofelis nebulosa (Clouded leopard), 1963 nucleotides. RefSeq names its product canopy FGF signaling regulator 1 (gene CNPY1). Lineage: Eukaryota; Metazoa; Chordata; Mammalia; Carnivora; Felidae. The record is from RefSeq and is a predicted model, not a curated record. The transcript is spliced from 5 exons. Bases 440 to 901 code for a protein of 153 amino acids. Gene Ontology annotation, cellular component: endoplasmic reticulum.